Molecule: messenger RNA, 2232 nt
Organism: Clonostachys rhizophaga
Lineage: Eukaryota; Fungi; Ascomycota; Sordariomycetes; Hypocreales; Bionectriaceae
Source: the annotation of a GenBank genome assembly
AUGUCGGGUAUUGGGGAACUUGCCAAUGCGAUACAGCUCAUCACUGGCGCGGUCCACACCAUCCGACUAGUAUACAAGGCCUACGAGGCUAUCAAAGAUGUCGAUCAACAAAUAUACCAUCUAAUAUCGGUCUGCAGUCUGGUAGAGAAAAACCUGAGUGAGACUCUGAGUCUGCUCCGCCAGCGACAAAAAUCUCCAAAUCAGGAUGAAAGACGAAUGGAGUACUACAGCUCAAUUGCUCGAGUCGUAAGAACAGUAGACAAUGAUCUUGGGGAUGUAAGAAGGAGUAUCCCGCACCCAGACAAAUUGCCAAAGCCCAAAAUGCUUGCAAGAGUAUUCCGGUCAAGACCCUACAAGGCCACUGAUCUCGCCCUGAACUUGAAUAAGAAUGCCAUGAAGCGAAUCGAAACUGCAUCUCUCCAUUUACAAAUAGCAACUUCUAAUUUGUGGAGGUAUGAGAGCGAAAGCCCUAGUGCUGUCGACCAGGAUUACUUCACCGGGCUUCGGAAUCUAAGCCAAAAGUUUAGCAGCCGUGCAUCGACUUUCAGUUCAGAUUUCGAGGCCAUGACACCUAGCUUGGAUGGUUCCGAUCCAAACUCCAAGGACAGAGCAGAGGAAUAUCUGAGAGAUAUUCGACAAUUUAACGACUCAGCAUUUAAGAUGUUCAACGACGUUAUUAUUCGAACCUUGCAUUCGGGGAGCCAAACCCCCGCUGAGAGUUGGGACCUAUCUCCCGUCAGCGAGCAGCACGCCCUUCUCGAACCCCCUCCGCCAGAAACACACGUCAGUCUAGAAGAGCUGGGACUCAGGUUCAGCGAGGCCAAAAAAAUGGCAGAGCUAGCUUUGGCCCAGGAGUUCCCAGAUGCAGCAGCAAACUACCAUGCUGAAGCCAUUAAGUGCUAUGAGGAGCGCGCCAAGGCUGGUGAGCCUAGUAUUUCCGUCAAGACUAAGCUCGAGUCGGAUCAUAUUGGUAUUCUGAUCAAAUGUCAUCAAACUGGCCGACGUGAGAAGGGAAUAGAGCGCUUAAAGGAACUUGCAGAGGAAGCAAAGAGAUUGGAAGCUGCUGAUCCGCCCGAACUUGACGCUUCUGAUCUUCACCGGCUGCGCCGAGAUAUCGGUGACCUUUAUUUCAAAUUGCAGAUGUGGGCUCAUGCGGAACACUUCCUUCGUCUUGCAAUUUUUGAGCCAGCAUUUUCGCAAAACUAUCCAAGCAAUAAAGAAGAGGCAAAGUCUAUUGCUUGGGGCAUCAUUCAGGCGUACAAGCACAGCUCGCGUCUUAUCGAGGUGGGGGCUUUCAGAGAAAUGCUUGUUCGCCAUUUGAAAGAGGACCCGACAGUAGAGCCCCAAGAAUACCGUGAUACCAUUGCUUGGUGUCGGAAGAACAACUUCGAGGUUGAUGAAAUGAGCACGCCACCUUGCUUGAACAAGAAAGACGCAGAUGGCGAUUUUCCUCUCCAUAAAGCUGUAUGUGAUCCAGAUGUCAGCCCAGAAGUGUUGAGGCAACUGGCAUCUGAUAGGAAUGUGAUCAAUGCCAGAGGGAAGAAUCAGAUGACCCCAUUAUUGAUGGCAGUAGAAAAGGGGCGGCUUUUAGCUGUACAAGUGCUGCUUGAAGAAGGUGCCAGCCUCGACCUCCGAACGCCCGAAACAGACAUGUUCGAAACUGUGCUUCACGUCUGCAAGGACGUACGGAUUAUGAGGCUUCUUCUGGAGAAAAUCCAAUCGCGAGAGUCCAGUGUGGCACCGUCGAUAAUCCGACAACAGAAUGAGAGUACAGAAGACCCACAGCGCAUCGAUAUCAACUCGCAGAGCCCGUAUAUUGGGACAGCACUUCAUCACGCAUGUGAGAGAGAUGACUGGCCGAUCGUGGAGGUUCUUCUUGCCUAUGGUGCCGAUCCAAAUGCGGAGAACUACAAUCGCGAGACUCCGCUGAUAUUGACAUGUUUCAACAAAGGGACACGAAUUUCAACAAAGCGAAUUGUGAGAGCAUUGCGGAAUCAUGGCGCCAACGUCGAUCAUAGAGAUGAUUAUCAAAGGCAUGCUCAAGAUGGCCUUGAACAGAAACGGUUUAGUCCAUCAGAUAUUCGUAAUCUAUUACAACCUACGGGCUUAAGAAGCGGGAGCUCAAGUCUUCGGAGGGGGACUGAAACGGAUUCAAUGACAUCUGCGACUCAUUUUUCUAUCGACUCUCUCGGUUUGUUUUCUGAAGUUUCUCGUGAUGGAAGUAUUGUCUAG